Messenger RNA from Chinchilla lanigera (long-tailed chinchilla), 6294 nucleotides. It is a transcript of the gene Klhl35, whose product is annotated as kelch-like family member 35. Lineage: Eukaryota; Metazoa; Chordata; Mammalia; Rodentia; Chinchillidae. The record is from RefSeq and is a predicted model, not a curated record. Gene Ontology annotation, molecular function: protein binding.
GGCCCCGGAGGAGGUGGCGGCGCUGCUGGCCGACCCUGCGCUGGGCGUGGCGCGCGAGGAGGCCGUGUUCGAAGCGGCCAUGCGCUGGGUGCGCCACGACGCGCCGGCCCGCCGCGGGCAGCUGAGGCGCCUGCUGGAGCACGUGCGCCUGCCCCUGCUGGCACCAGCCUACUUCCUGGAGAAGGUGGAGGCGGACGAGCUGCUGCAGGCCUGCGGUGACUGCCGUCCCCUGCUGCUCGAGGCCCGAGCCUGCUUCAUCCUGGGCCGAGAGGCCAGCGCCCUACGGGCCCGGCCGCGGAGAUUCAUGGAUCUUGCUGAAGUGAUCGUGGUCAUCGGCGGCUGUGACCGCAAAGGUCUCUUGAAGCUGCCUUUUGCCGAUGCCUACCACCCAGAGAGCCAGCGCUGGACCUCUCUGCCCAGCCUGCCUGGUUACACACGCUCGGAGUUCGCUGCCUGUGCUCUUCGCAAUGACAUCUAUGUUUCCGGAGGCCACAUCAACAGCAGGGACGUAUGGAUGUUUAGCUCCCAUCUGCACACCUGGAUCAAGGUAGCCUCACUGCACCAGGGCAGGUGGAGACACAAGAUGGUGGCAGUGCAGGGCCAGCUGUUCGCGGUGGGCGGCUUCGAUGGCCUGAGGCGCCUGAGCAGUGUGGAGUGCUAUGACCCCUUCUCCAACACAUGGGCUGUCACUGCGCCCCUACCGGAGGCCGUGAGCUCUGCGGCAGUGGCACCCUGCGCAGGCCAACUCUUCGUGAUCGGGGGCGCAAGGCAGGACGGUGUCAACACCAACAAGGUACAGUGCUUUGACCCCAAGGAGGACCAGUGGAGCCUGCGUUCACCAGCGCCCUUCUCGCAGCGGUGUCUUGAGGCUGUCUCCCUGGAGGACACCAUCUAUGUGGUGGGGGGCCUCAUGAACAAAAUCUUCACCUAUGACCCUGGCACAGAUGUCUGGGGGGAGGCAGCGGUCCUCCCCAGCCCUGUGGAGAGCUGCGGAAUGACUGUGUGUGACGGCAAGGUCCACAUCCUUGGCGGGCGGGAUGAUCAUGGGGAAAGCACCAAUAAGGUCUUCACCUUUGACCCCAGCAGUGGGCAGCUGGAGGCCCAGCCAUCCCUGCAGCGCUGCACCAGUUCCCAUGGCUGUGUCACCAUCAUCCAGAGCCUGAGCAGUACCAAGAAUCGAACUCACGACCUCGCGCUUGCCAGGCAGGCGCUGUGCAACCGAGCUAAAUCCCCAGCCCUACUUGAAUCUUUAAAAAGAGUGAAACUCAGUCUAUCUUGUGAUUACCAAUGCAUUCGCUGGAUUAUUUCAUAAACCUAAAACAUAUGUGAGAUCUUUUUUUUUUCUUCUUGCAAAUGACAUACUUUAUUCUUCUUUACAGUUGAGUACAUAUUGUGAGAUUCUUGGUCAACUAUCUUUUCCUCCAUCUAGAGCAGCUUCUAUUACACCAUCCAAAAAUUACCUCCUUUCAGUUAUCUUCCAACUGUGCUAUACAAAACUAAGAUAAAAGAAAAUGGAAGAACGUCCAUGUUGCCUAGAUGGAAGACAGUCAUCAAACUACUAUUACAUCAUUCUUCAGUUUCCCUGUUGUGCUUCCCAAAGUACUGCAUCGUCUUUCAAAAGUCUGGAAAUACCAGCUCAGAAUUUUUCUCAUUUUCCACCCAAAAUGACAAAGGAAAAAAACCUGAUAGAGAAGGUCAUUUCACCCUUAGGCGAGCAAAUGAGCACGGACUCCCAAAUUAGUCACAGAAGCAGAACCUGGAUCAUCCUGUUUUGCUAAAAGGUGUGACAAUACUCUCUCAUCUCUGCGGUGCUCAAGCACAACAUACAGUAGCUUGUAGGAAGGGACAUGUGAAGGCAGCUGUGCACGAAGGUGACUGAAGGCAAACGCACUCUAGAAAUUUCAAGUCCAUGGAUUGGUCAUGUAGUUACUUUGUAAAACUAAAAAUUAAAAUCAUUCAUAAUUAAGGGGUCAAGGAAAUAGCUGGCAUCUUGAUAAAAUUAGUCAUCAAAAUUUUCAGAAGUAUUGUGUUGACAAUGCAAGUGAAUAAAAAAACAACAGAAGCAGGGAUAAGCAGGAGCCUAUUAGGCGGGUAUGUGAAACCUGGAAUCAGGAGGUAUGAGUUUGUUUCUAUUUUGUGCAUGGCAGUUGAGCAUUUUAUUACAUUCAAGGUAUAUAUUUCAGGGUUGCUUGUUUUAAUUUAUAUAUUCACACGUUUUCCUAGAUUGACAACUUUAUGGAGAUAAAAUUCACCCAUUUAAAAGGCAAAUUCUGUAGUUUUUAGUAUGUUCAAUUAUGUGAUUAAUACUUAUUAAAAUCUGAAUAUUUAUUUGAAUACUUCUGAAUACUUGUGCUCAAAUUUCUAAUUGUUUUUCACUACCACUUUAUUCUUAGCUCCGUAAAUUAACCAUAAAAUGAUUCAAACAUAAAAGGGGGUGUCCACUGUUUCCAAACAGUGACUCUUGGUGAAUGUUUUCCUAGUAUGUCAAGGGAAAAAAACCUGAAAAAUGCAUCUCCUCUGGACCCUAACAGGAAAGCAGGCCUACUGCUGUGCCUACACUCUCCCUUCCCUUCCCUUUGAAAAGCAGAAACACUCUUGAAGAUCAGGGAAGCUCCGCCCUCCAGGCACUUUUGCAUCUAAAGAACCCAGCUCCUCAGGCUCACCACACAAAGGGCUGCAGGCGCACGUUCACAGGGGUAGUGGAUGAGCCAGCAGAGAGGGCAGGAUGAUCUACCGCAGUGCCACUUCUGACAUGGUGCCAGCUGCAUCUGGUAAGCUGAGUUGAUAGUAUAAAUGGGGACGGAUCAACACAACAGUGAUUUCAUUUGAAUUUCAGAACUUGGGACUGGAAUCAGUACUCAUGUUACUUGUUCGCAAAUUAGAAGCAAGUGUCUUCAAGUAGUGUACUAUUCCCCAGGUAGACUGCUGUCAAUUGUGGCUAGUAGUGGAAUUUGCCCUACAGCAGUUCAGGGUGUAUGUCAGAAAUGUAGCUUUGAUUAGUAACAGAAAAGUUUAGUAGAUAAAGCAGUAUCAAAAUACAUCCCAGAGGAGAAAAUAGUAAGAAACAUAAUCUUUAAGGUUGAAAAUGUUGAUCCUCCAUGUUUUUCUGCUGACAAUGGCAGGCUCUACCUUAAAAUAUAGAGAGAGCCAAUACUGGAGCCCAGAACAGUGACUAGAUAGAAGUUGGAAUACGGCUCAAUAAAAGGCCAAAUAUUUGUCUACCUCCCAGUAGAAGCAGAAUGCAGAGCUCUUGGCCAGGGCCCCUACAGAAUCCAUUAUCUUGAGGCUGGCUAUUAAUGGUAUCCAAGAGAUGCUCACAUACAGCUGACCUAAACCUAGGUUUGAACUGCAUGAGAACGCUUAUACAUGGAUUUUUUAAGAAAAAGUUUGACAAUUUAAAAAAACUCACAAAUGAACUGUAUAGCCUAGGAAUACAGAACAGGUAUGCCAUGAAUACAUAAAAUGGGAUCUACUUACUACCAAUAAUAUAGUUAAAAAUUAUCAAAACUUACAAGAACUUCAGACUAUAUAGGGCCCAUUCAAUACAGACAAAUACAAAUCUAAAAACACAGCAUUAAAUCUUAACUACUGCUGGUCCUGGUGGCACAAACCUGUAGUCCCAGCACUGUGGGAGGCUGAGGCAGAAAGAUCACAAAUUUAAGCCCAACCUGGCCAUCUGAGCACUCACUGAGGCUGUCUCAAAAACGGCUGGGGAUGUAGCGCAGGGCAAAGGCCCUGGGAUUUCUGACAAAACCUUGGCUUCUCCAGUAAUUGCUUUAUUGUAGUACAAAGUGAUCUCUCCCAGUUCAGGUAUGCUUUUCACCUUAUGUAAUUCAUGUAACACAAGUUAUGAGGCAAAAUGGGAUGUUGUGUUAUUGGUGAGGCUUCUGUUCAGCGGCAGGCAAGUCAUCAGAUUCUGCCUGUGUGUGGAUCCCUCAUUAAGGAGGCAGAGCUGGAAGCGAUAUGGACCAGCUUGACCUGGGCUGUCAAGUGUGUAGACUGUAGAAAUCAGCACCACAGAACCUGAUGGUACUCAUUAUUGAUGAGUAAUAAAGGAUGCUGCAGAGAAAGGUAUCCCCUCUUCACUACAGUUCUACCAUCCUCGUGGCCUCUGCCUCACUGCCCUGCUAGACGUGUACAAUGGCUGAAUGUAGGUGGUGAGGUGGGGUCUGUGGCUGAAUUCUUUGUACAUUCCACUGGAGUUGAGAUCACAGGCGGGCAACAGGCUCCACAGACUAUCACUGUUCCACUGGCCUCUGUACAAUGUAUGUUAAAUCUAGAUUCUUAUCUGGGGACAGGCCCUUCCCAAACCUUUCCCCCACAAUUCUAUGCUUCAUUCAGCCGGCUUUCUGUACAGAUGGUGCUUUUUGUUUCCCAAUCCUCUCCUGUUCUGUGGGUCUUUGGCCAACAUCUCACUCUUCUAGAUGUUUUCUCCUUGCCAGAUAAGCAAGCUGAUCAGCUCCCAGCUCCUGAGAUAGCAAUUUUUUCAGACAGGGUCUUGCUAUGUACUUCAGACUGGCCUCAAAUGCUUGAAGAUACUCCUGCCUCAACCUCCCAAGUGGUGGGGUUACAGGUAUGUGCCACCUCACCCAGCCCUAAGAUCCCAAUUUGUCAGCAACUGCUGCAAAUCCUAAUGAUCAGAACGUACAUAUAAUGAAGACGUGUAACUAACUCUUAAGAGUCUGAUAGUUGAGAUGACCUCAACUUGCUCCAAUCAGUUUUAACCAGUUUCGGUACACAUAAUCCUGUCUUGGCUGAUGUAGCUCAGCAGUAGGCUCUGGGUUUAACCCCCAGAACUGGGGAUAAAUAAAGUCCUGUUUCAAGCAAACGACUGUAUACUGUAGCAAGUUUAGAAGUAUCUGGGAUUAAGCCAGGCACUGGGGAGCACACCUGUAAUUCCACUAUUUAGGAGACCAGGCAAGAAAACAUCCUGGGCAGUUUAGCAAGACCUUGACUGAAAAUGAAAAAAAAACUUUAAAACCAAGGGCUGCAGAUGUUUCUCAGUGGUAGAGUACUAACCAGCAGGCGCACCACCCAGCACCACAAAAACACAUCUGAGAAUAGACACAGGAACCAGUCAUUCACUUUGCACGUGUAGCUGUUGAGGCCAAACACCACACAGUCACCUGUCAGCUUAUCCUCAAGCCUUCCCAGAGUUCACUCAGUUAGAAGCAAACUAGAUAAAGCACGUAAUUUUUACAUUUUCAGGCUUUAAUACCUAGCCACAAGGUACUAUAUAUGAAGUAACUCACACUGAGCCCAGAAACAGGUCACUAGUAUUAAAUAUAUCAGUAGUUAGAAAAUUUAGGUAUCAGAGUCCAUUAUUCUUCCCAUCUGUAGGUGCUACGGAUUCAACCAGCCACAGAUGCAAAUUUGUUUUUUGGAACCAAGAAUUGAAUUGAGAGCCUCUGCACUGGUACAUUCCCAGGUCUUUGAGACAGACUGGCCAAAUUGCCACACUGGGCUCAAACCUGUGAUCCUCUUGCCUCAAUCACCCAGAGUGCUGGCAUCACACUGCAUAGCACCCUGCCCAGCUUUUGAGAGGGUCUUAUGUAAUCCAGGCUGCUCCUGAACUAGCCUACACUGAUCUCAAACUUGCAAUCCUCCUGUCUCAACCUCCAGCAUAGUUUUCAGUUUGGAUUGGUACUGACUAUAUAGAGAUAAUUUUAACUGCAUGGGAGGAUGUGUCUAACUUAUGUGCAAAUAUAUGCCCCCUUAUGAAAUCUGAGACAUCUGAGGACUCUGGUAUACUCAGGAGUGUAGAACAAAUCCCUUGCCAAAAGGUUAAGCCUGUACAGAUGUGAAAGCAUUUCAAAAAAGGAGCAAGGUUAGUGCUAGAGCUCUACUACACAAUAAAUGUGUUAACACUGUAGAAGUACACCCUUAAAAUGGCCAAGAUAGUAAACUUUGUGCUGCAUUUACUAUACAGGUAAAUGGGAAAGCAUGGAUGCUUCUGCAGUGAGUUCCCAACAUAACUUAUUCUCAUAUAUUAAGCCCCUUAUCAUGUGCAGAACAGUACAAACACAAUGUGCAGAGUUUAUCCUGGUAUGGAUCAGUCUAGUUGAGACAAUCAGAUCACCACUAGGUAGUGCAGCCACUCCUUGGUGUGCCAGGUCCAUGAGUACUUUCCUUAGCAAGUUCUUUCUUUGUGACCAAUCAGAAUGUUUUAUCAUCAGCCUUGUAAAAUUUUCAAGCCAAUUUGUCCUUCACUGGUUCCAUUUGCAUAAAUUAAGAGCAUCCAAUUUCUUACAAAAUACAUGUCUUGGUAGCAAAUACUUCAAACUACCACAGCAG